This is a messenger RNA of Coniosporium apollinis CBS 100218, 1269 nucleotides long. RefSeq names its product 26S protease regulatory subunit 6B. NCBI's taxonomy places the organism in Eukaryota, Fungi, Ascomycota, Dothideomycetes. Gene Ontology annotation, cellular component: proteasome regulatory particle, base subcomplex. The record is from RefSeq and is a predicted model, not a curated record. Gene Ontology annotation, molecular function: proteasome-activating activity; ATP binding; ATP hydrolysis activity. Bases 1 to 1269 code for a protein of 422 amino acids. The transcript is spliced from 4 exons. Gene Ontology annotation, biological process: proteasome-mediated ubiquitin-dependent protein catabolic process.
AUGGCCGACGUCGCCGUUGACAGCCCGGCCAACAGCGUGCCACCUCACAAGAAGCAGCUCUCGUCAUCCAUACCAAACAUCGACUCGUUAGAGGGCUUCGCAACUGAGGGCAAUGAUGACUACUCAACUUUCAAAAAGCUCCAAAGGCAACUUGAGUACAUCAACCUCCAAGAAGAGUACAUCAAGGAUGAACAGAGGAGUCUCAAGCGUGAGCUCGUGCGAGCACAGGAGGAGAUCAAGCGCAUCCAGAGUGUGCCGCUGGUGAUAGGCCAGUUCAUGGAAGCCAUCGAUCAGACCACGGGGAUAGUACAAUCCUCAACAGGCUCCAACUACGUCGUCCGCAUCCUCUCCACUCUCGACCGCGAACUCCUCAAGCCGUCCUCCUCCGUCGCCCUUCACCGCCACUCCAACGCCCUCGUAGACAUCCUCCCACCAGAAGCCGAUUCUUCCAUAGCCAUGCUCGGCGCCGAUGAGAAGCCGGACGUCACAUACGCAGAUGUCGGAGGUCUGGACAUGCAAAAGCAGGAGAUCCGAGAAGCCGUUGAGCUGCCUCUUACCCACUUCGACCUAUACAAGCAGAUCGGCAUCGACCCUCCUCGUGGUGUCUUGCUCUAUGGGCCUCCCGGAACGGGAAAGACUAUGCUUGUCAAAGCGGUCGCCAACUCGACAACCGCCUCCUUCAUCCGCGUUGUCGGCUCCGAGUUCGUGCAAAAGUACCUGGGCGAGGGCCCACGCAUGGUUAGAGACGUUUUUCGGAUGGCGCGCGAGAACUCGCCUGCCAUUAUCUUCAUCGACGAGAUUGACGCCAUCGCCACGAAGCGUUUCGAUGCCCAGACCGGUGCGGACAGAGAGGUGCAGCGGAUUCUGCUCGAGCUGCUGAACCAGAUGGAUGGCUUCGAUCAGACGUCGAACGUCAAAGUCAUCAUGGCCACCAACCGUGCCGACACGCUUGAUCCGGCUUUACUACGACCAGGCCGUCUGGACAGGAAAAUCGAGUUUCCCAACUUACGUGAUCGCCGAGAGAGGCGCCUGAUCUUCUCGACUAUUGCAAGCAAGAUGAGUCUGUCACCCGAGGUCGACUUGGACAGCCUGAUUGUGCGGAAUGAUCCGCUAUCCGGUGCCGUAAUUGCGGCCAUCAUGCAGGAAGCGGGUCUCAGAGCGGUGCGGAAGAACAGGUACAACAUCAUCCAGAGCGAUUUGGAGGAUGCGUAUAGCAGCCAGGUGCGAAAUACAACGGAAGACGCGAAUCGUUUCUCGUUCUACACUUAG